UAGGGGAAUGAGCUGUGUGGGGCUUGCGCGUUCGCGUGCUUGUUCGGAAAGUUGCGGCGCAUGGGUUUGGGGUGGGAGUCAGGAGGGUAAGGAAAAGUAGCCGUGAGCGAACAGUGUGCGGGGUCGGCUGUGGUAGGCGCGUCGGGAAGUUGUUGGUUAAGACUAUACUUUCAGGGAUCAUUUCUAUAGUGUGUUACUAGAGAAUUGUGGCUGAAGGUGUAGCACGGAGGCAACCACGAGGAGGAGCUGUGGUGUUCUCUUCUGAGCGUGAAGCUGGUUUGUGGCACUGCUUUUUGGCAGUUGUAACAUACCAUUGAUGAUCGUUCUUCCUUUUCUUCGGGAGGGGUGAGAGGAAGAGAACACAGGCUGAGUGGUCCUUUCAGUUUUAUUUUGUUUGCAAAGGUAAUUUCUUUAGUAUGUUACUGAUGUUGAAUUUUGAGGUUUUGUGUUUUUUUGAAGGUGGUAGGUUUAAGUUGGGUGAUAUGCUGUAGGUUUUAAGUCGAAGACAACCUACGUUUGUUACGUAGGUCAGACUCUUAAGGUGUCUAAAUAUGAGUGAGCUGUUGGCUAGGUAUCAAGAAUCUGAGCACGUUAAUGGAGGAAUUUAUGUUGACACUGUAAAUUCCCUGGGCCAGACAGCACUUUUCACUGCAGCAUUAUUAGGUCUUCCCAAAUUAGUUGAUGUCCUGGUAGAUUAUGGAUCAGACCCAAAUCAUCGCUGCUUUGAUGGAAGUACACCUGUUCAUGCAGCAGCAUUUUCAGGCAAUCAGUGGAUCCUGAGCAAACUGUUGGAUGCAGGUGGGGACCUGAGACUCCAUGAUGAAGAUGGCAAAAAACCUCAGAGCUGGGCAUUGUCUUCAGGGAAGGAGAAAAGCACCUCGAUGUUGGAGUUCAUGCACCGCUGUGCCUCUCAUAUGCAGGCGAUAAUUCAAGGAUUUUCUUAUGAUCUAUUGAAGAGAAUUGACUCUCCACAGAGACUCAUCUGUAGCCCAUCUAAAUUUGGCAACCUAAUACAUGGAACCCCUGACAGCUCCCCUAAUCGCCUACUCAAACCUGGAAUUGUUUCUUCCAAAAACAUCUACAGCUUUGGUUUUGGGAAGUUUUAUCUCACAGGAGGAACACAGCUGGCUUAUUUGGGAUCUCUCCCAGUUGUCGGAGAAAAGGAAGUGAUUCAAGCAGAUGAUGAACCAACCUUCUCUUUCUGUAGUGGUCCCUACAUGGUCAUGACAAAUCUGGUGUGGAAUGGCAGUAGAGUCACCGUGAAGGAACUUAAUUUUGCAACUCACCAAAACUGCAGUAAGCUUCGGUUUGCUGACUUGCUGAUUGCAGAACAGGAGCAUAGUAGUAAAUUACGCCAUCCCCAUUUGCUGCAGCUGAUGGCAGUGUGUUUGUCUCAGGAUCUAGAGAAAACUCGUCUGGUGUAUGAGCGGAUUAACAUUGGCUCCUUGUACAGCAUCCUACAUGAAAGGCGUUCCCAGUUUCCUGUGCUGCACAUGGAGAUGAUUGUGCAUUUACUCCUCCAAAUUAAUGAUGCACUAAGAUAUUUGCACUCCAGAGGAUUUGUGCACCGCUCCCUUAGUUCCUAUGCCAUCCAUAUCGUGUCAGCAGGUGAAGCAAGACUGACCAACUUGGAAUACAUGAUAGAAAGUCAUGAUGGAAAUGUCCACAAGGACCUGACUCGUGUUCCCAUCCCAGCUUUAUUAUACAAUUGGUCUGCUCCAGAGGUAAUCUUGCAGAAGGCUGCUACCAUCAAAUCAGACAUCUACAGCUUUUGUAUCAUCAUACAAGAAAUAUUAACAGAUACCCUACCCUGGAAUGGUCUAGAAGGCUCAGAUAUUAAGGAAGCUAUAAUUUUGGGGAAUCAUUUAGAAACAGAUGCCAGACUUCCAAAAACUUACUAUGAUAUUGUUAAGACAGGCAUACAGGUCAAACAAAAAGACCGGAUUAUGAAUCUUCAAGAUAUUCAAUAUAUUCUAAAGAAUGACUUAAAGGAUUUAAUUGAGGCCCAGACAACCCAUCCAGUUGAAAACACAAAUGUUCAGAAAUAUAAAAAGCAUCAUGACAUAAAUAUUUACUUUGGCAUGACAUCAGAAAAUAAGAGAGAGGCCCUUGGUUUGGAGGUCCGGGAGCUGAAGGAAACAGGCUGUCAGCCUGAUUCACCACAAUGUCACUCAGCUUUACCUGAAAAAGCAGCACUGGAAUGUGAGGUUUUGAAUCACAGUAUGACAGCUAAGCAAACUGAAAUUCAAGAUACUACAUUUGAAUUGGCCAGGGCUUGUAGCCCAAGUUGUGGAGAUGAGAGCCUCCGUAGUUUUGAAAUAAAUGAAAUUUACUCUUGUUACUUGGAUACGUGUGACAAUAAUUUGGGAGAAAUUACUACAUCAGAUACAUUUUUAGGAAAUGGAAAAAACCAAGGGGAAGAAGCUAAGUCUAUAACUGGAGGAUCACCUGAAAUAAACAAAGCUUCCCACUCAGAUUAUAACGGGGACGAUGCUAUUUCUGAAACAGGCACAGAGUCAUCCUCUGAGCACUGGGAUCCUCUCAAUGACACUUUCAAUUCACAUGUGCAAGAGGUGACCAGGGAAGCCAAGCCAGACAUAAGCAGCAAGUCCAGAACAGAGCAGUAUAUCAGUAAAUGUGUUCUUAACUUGAAGAUCUCUCAGACUUUAAUGCAGCAGGUGACUGAAUCCCUGCAAAAUGCAGAACAAAAGAUAGGCAAACUAGAGGCGAUGAGAAGGCAACAGGAGCAGCAGAUGUCCUCCCCGUGGGCUGCCCUAAAAUUUUGUGCAAGGGGUCGUGACCCAUCAGCUGUGUGGGCCGCCUUCGGGCCCCCAACGAAGUGCUACAUACAGGCACCCGGACAGCAUCCUGGAUGUGUUGACUAUUUCCAGAACUUGGUGAAGACAGCUCGAGCAAGGAGAGAAUUCCAGGGCAUGGGUCUUGGCAGCAUUGGCCAAAGACACAAGAGAAAAAAUAGUCACAGCUGGAAGCCUUUUCAGUCUGUACCUGAAGAAAGCAGUGGAGACCAGACUGAAAAGAACCACCAGCCAUCAUCAUUUUGUGGAGCCAGUAAACAGUGCACAAAUGUUAAGUUACAGUACCCACAAGGAGAUGACAAGAGUUUGGAAAUUACUGCCAGAAGCCAAAAUACAGUCAGGUUGAAUAUGGAAUCAAUGUCAUCUGAAUUCCAUAACUCAGAGACAAGAAAUGAUGACAGAGAAGCAAGAUUAAAAUGGACAACUGAAGUGAAAGAAAUGGCCGAAAAAGCAGCUAGUGGACAGCUUGGAAGUCUUCUUUGGUAUCCUCAGAGCAAUCUCACUUCAAACGGUGAGAUAGAAAAUGAAUCUGAAUCAAUGAAGCAGCCUCUUCUUAGGGAACCAGUGAAUACUGACUGCCACCAGACUGAUCUUCCCAGAGAUCACGAUGAUCCAGGAAGAAAGGAUGAAUGUGAGAAAAUCAUCCACAAUGACUCUGACGGUGAGGACAGUGAGGAAGAGAUGAAGUUCCACAAUGUAAUAGGCACAAGACAUCACUUACCAAGAAAGAAAAAGCAUCCAGAACAUGGAGGAGCCUUUCACAAGCAUUCUGACUCUCUUGAGGGAAUUGAGAAGCUCUGUAGUGAGCAUUCUAUGGAGUCACCUCAUUCAGUAGAUUCUUCUGAGGAUGUAACAGAUGAAUUUUUAACCCCUGAUCCUGAUUACUUUUACACCCCAACUGUUCAAGGACAUUUAGAAGUUAAGACUUUAAGUCAUGAAGAAGAUGACUUGGAAAUCACACAAGAAGUCUGUGGUGUCCAAAAACAAGACUCUGGUGGAAAAAGGUUUCAAGUGAUUGAAAAAAUCCUUGGAAAUAAGUCUGAGUGUGUAACAGAACUUCAGUUUACACCCAUAAGUCUUGGAGAAGAAGAAGAAACAUUAAAAGAAUUCUCAAAAGAAUUGAAAGAGAAGAAUAUAUCAGUGAUAGAUAUUCAGGAAUUGUCCAGUAUUUCAUGGGAACAAGGAAGCUCUUGUAAAGAAAUUCCCUGCAAAACACCUAGAACAAGCCAUGGACCAACCAGUGUCAGCACUCCACUCAACCCAGAGAUAUCAGAUUCUCCUUUGCCAGAGUGUAUUGAUGAACUACCUCCACCUUCCCAGGAACUCCUUGAUGAAAUAGAGCACUUGAAGCAACAAAGUGCUUCUUCCUCAGUGUUUGAUGAGAGUGGGUCGAGUUACUGUGAUCUGACAUUAAAUGCUCUAGAUCAAAGGCAUUUAGAAGAAAAGUUAAUUCAGAAUAAAGGAGAAGAUGGCAGUGUUCUUUGGACCAAAGAAACCCUGUACCUAACAGAAGAGAUGGACAGGGCUCACUCUACUCUGGAUGAAGAGUUGGAAAGAUGGCUGUCUGAGCCAUCUGAGAAGAGCAAGAAGCUUCAAGAAGGUCUUACAGAGAGCUCUGCAAGGGAGACAAGUAUAACAGCUCAAGAAGUUGGUGAAAAGAAGAAAAAGAGGGAAGAAGGGGCCAUGGCAGAGAGAAGGAAAUCAGAUAGGUUUCCUGGGAGCCCUGAAGAUCAGGAAGAACUGAAACCUGGUUUGUGGCAUUGCCUGGGUUGGACCCAGCCAUCCAGGAUAAUCGUUCUGGAUCAGAGCAACACCUCAGACUAAUAUGAAUUAAAUAGUAGAUAAGUUUCCAGUGUGUUUUUGUGUUCUCCCUGUUGCACACUCCCUGCCUCUGGUUGGCCGUGAUCCUUACAACUCUCAUCAAAUCCUCUUGCAGUUGGUGGUGCUUGGACUUAUCUCUUCACCAUAAUAACAGACAUGAGGGAUGUGCCUGGAUCUAUUUGCUGGUGCAUAGAGCCUUGUUCUUUAGUUUUAGUUUGCUGGUGAGAAAGAGUUUGGAGAGUAAAAAUUUUCUUCUGGGUCUGUAAAUUCAAUGCUGUGCCUGACAGUGGCUCCUGGUUUUAUUAUGGUGGGAUGAAUCAAACAUUUACUGUUGGUUGAUGUGUAAUAAAUGUUUCUUGUUAGACCAA
Messenger RNA from Vombatus ursinus (common wombat), 5005 nucleotides. RefSeq names its product testis expressed 14, intercellular bridge forming factor (gene TEX14). Gene Ontology annotation, molecular function: protein kinase activity; ATP binding; protein binding. The record is from RefSeq and is a predicted model, not a curated record. The transcript has 29 exons. Gene Ontology annotation, cellular component: midbody; intercellular bridge; kinetochore. The coding region runs from base 552 to 4640 and encodes 1362 amino acids. Lineage: Eukaryota; Metazoa; Chordata; Mammalia; Diprotodontia; Vombatidae. Gene Ontology annotation, biological process: intercellular bridge organization; mitotic spindle assembly checkpoint signaling; male meiotic nuclear division.